UAGAUUCUCUUUCUUCUCUGUUACCCCUCUCGCGGCGAUUUGAAACGGCUAAAGUUCCGUUUUUUACGCUGUUCGAUGCGGAUACGGCAAUCAAGGUUUGUAAAAGAUUGAUUUUUGGGCCGGAAUGGGGGCGAUAAGCGCCUUAUGAAGGAUGCAAUGAUGAAGCUGUUGUAAAGUGUUUGAAGAUGACACUGGAAACACCAACGAGCGGGAACUUCGAUGAUGACUUCGAGAGGGAUCUUGACGCUUUGAUCCGAGAGCAGCAGAACAGUAGAGCUGCUACCUUUGAUCUGGGCCUGGAUGAGCUGAAUAUUCUUCGUUCCGGCAGUGCGCCGCCCACGGUUGAUGAUUCAAGAACAGCCAUUUGGAGCUUGUUUGGGCACGAUGGUUUUCGGGAGACGACCCGCCACUUAAGGGUCCAGGAUUCUGGAGGCUUGCUGUCUGAGGAGGAUUUGAGGUCGCAUCCAGACUAUUUAUCCUACUAUUUUUCCAACGAGAAUCACAAUCCGAGGAUGCCUCCUCCAGCAAUGUCGAAAGAGGACUGGCGUGUCCAACAAAGAUUUCAUCCCAGUGGGUCUUCAUUGGGAGGGAUCGGUGAUAGGAGGCGAAGAAAUGAAUACAUGAAAAAUGACAGCCAAAGCAGCUCCCUUUUUUCUGUUCAGCCAGGCUUAGAGAUGCUAGAUUCACAGAAGCUGUCCAGGGAGUGGUUUGAGCAGAAUAGCAAUGUACUUAUUGGACCACCAGACUCUGGUUUAGGCACAAGGAGGAAAAAUUCUGCUGAUGUCUUGCAGGAGGAACUUGUCUAUCCACCUGUCACUGGACUUCUUUCACGCCCAGUUAGUUGUAAUGAUUAUGAUAAUAUUGAUUCGUUAAGAGCUUCAGAAUCAUCAAUGAUGAAGCUUCAGAAUGACUUGAAUGGUUUAGGGGAAAUGCAAUUUGGAUCAACUUCCUCCAGUCUUACUAAGGUCCACAGCCUUGGAUCCUCAAUCAAUCACUCUUUAGUAUCUACACUAGGUUCUUCUCUUUCUAGAAGUACAACCCCUGAUCCUCAAUUAAUACGAAGAUCACCAAGCCCCUGCCUCCCCCCAGUGGGAACAAAAAGUAGUAAUAGCAAUAGACCAAAUGGCUUAGGUGGUGUUUCAUCUCAUGCAUCUGGUAUCAACAUUGAAACCACUUUCUCUGAAUUGAACUUGUCUAGAAUGAAACCAAAAGAGAGAGAGAGCAAUGUGCUAUGUCUGCUUAACAAGGAUAUUGCUAGCCAAUCUGAACUGCUUUCUAAUGCCCUCAGUGAUAAUAUACAGUUUCUGCAUCAAAAAGUUAGUGAGAAGUCUCAGUCAGCAUUGUUAGAAAGUGCUCUUGAUGAUGUUGGGUAUUUUGAUGCCUCCAAGAAAACUAGUAGAUUGACAGACGUUGAAUUAGCUAGAUUAACUUCUAAUGGACAAACAUACUUUCCAAAGCAGCCAUCUUAUGAGAAAGUGCAAUCUGCUGGUUCAGCAAUUUCUAAAAGUGCACGUCUAAAUGUUGAUGUGCCUGAUACUGAUUACAACAGAGAGAACUCAGAAGAAUAUACAGGCAGUAGCUAUGGUGUACAAAUGAUGUUAAACAGCCAGUUUGGUUCUGAUAUACAAUAUAAUUCAUCUGGGAACCAUGUAGAUACUGGUCUAUAUGGGCCAUCUACAGGUUCCAUGUACAGACAAUAUUUGCAUGGUACUUCUGAUUCACAAGUACAUCCUCCAGGAAGUUUGGAUCCUUAUUUAGGACAAAAUUACCUUAAUACCCACCAAUUGGAUUUACCUGAAUAUUCACAUCUUUACCUGGAAGCAUUGCUUGCACAGCAGAAUUUACAGUAUGGCAUGCACCUCAAAUCAGAUAGCUCGAAUCAUGGUUACUAUGGUAGUCAUGCUUAUGGUAUUGCAAUGCCAUAUUUAGGAGGUUCAUUGACUAGUAAUGCUCAUUCUCCUUUGCCUACUGGGAACCCUCUGAGGCAAAAUGAUCAGUUAUCUCAUACCCUUUCCAUGUUGAGAAGGGCAGCUGGAGAAAAUGGUAGCAUGAGAGAAGGCUAUAUGUUACCAUCUUUGUUGGAAGAAUUUAAGAACAAGAAGACAUUACUUUUGGAGCUAUCAGAUAUUGUAGGUCAUGUUGUUGAGUUCAGUGCGGAUCAGUAUGGCAGUCGCUUUAUCCAACAACAACUUGAGACUGCCUCAGUUGAAGAAAAGAACAAAAUUUUCCCUGAGAUACUCCCUAAAGCUCAUUCUCUAAUGACUGAUGUGUUUGGGAACUAUGUCAUUCAGAAAUUCUUCGAGCAUGGUACAGAAAUUCAAAGAAAGCAACUCGCAAGUCAUCUUAAGGGCCAUGUUUUACGUCUCAGUCUUCAAAUGUAUGGCUGUAGAGUAAUCCAGAAGGCGUUAGAGGCGGUUGAUGUUGAUCAAAAGACUGAAAUGGUACUAGAGCUUGAUGGACAUAUAAUGAAAUGUGUUCGUGAUCAGAAUGGAAACCACGUAAUCCAGAAGUCUAUUGAAUGUGUUCCUCAGGAGAAGAUUCGAUUUAUCAUUGAAUCUUUUUACGGACAUGUUCUAGCACUGUCUACCCAUCCAUAUGGAUGCCGGGUUAUACAGAGAGUGCUUGAAUACUGUGAUGAUCUAAAAACACAAAGCAUUAUGAUGGAGGAGAUCAUGCAGUCGGUUUGUAAUUUAGCACAAGACCAAUAUGGUAACUAUGUUAUCCAGCAUGUUCUGAAGCAUGGUAAACCAGAAGAGCGGUCCGUCAUCAUUAGCAACCUUGCCGGACAGAUUGUAAAAAUGAGCCAACAGAAAUAUGCAUCUAAUGUCAUCGAGAAGUGCUUGGCUUAUGGCACUGCUAAGGAACGGCAAAUCCUAAUAAGCGAGAUGCUUGGCUCAACAGAUGAAAAUGAACCUCUGCAGGCUAUGAUGAAAGACCAAUUCGGGAAUUACGUUGUACAAAAGGUUCUUGAGACAAGCGACGAUCGAAAUCGUGAACUCAUCCUUUCGCGCAUCAAGGUUCACUGGAAUGCCUUGAAGAAGUACACAUAUGGAAAGCAUAUAGUUGCUCGCGUCGAGAAGCUUAUUGCCACCGGAGAAAGGCACAUUGGAGUGUCAUCACGCUGAUCGCGAGACGUGAAACUGCAGCACAACUGUACAGAUAAUGAGGCUAGUGUUCGACUCGUCUUUUCCAGUAUAAAAGGUGCUUCCGCUAUCUGCCGAUGUAAAUAAAAGAUAGGCAUCUUGAAAUAAGAAUUUUCCUGAGCCUGUGUAUAUGUGCACUUGUAUUUAUUCAAGCAACAGAAAUAGAAAAGCAAUGCCCUAAAUGAUGGUUAGAUUAGCAGAAUGGGAGGCGAGGUGAUACGUCUGGCAUUCGAGAGGAAUUAACACUAUAGAACUUCUGUAAAGUCGUGUAGUAGUGGUCGCGGGGCGCUGUUCUAUCGAGAAGGUGCCUGCAUUCAAACUUUUUCUAUAAAUUUGCUGAUGAAAAGCCUUGUUCAAUGUCGAUGUCAUGGCGGCAGUCUCAGCAUCCUAUUGAACUAGAGUUUAAGAGUGUUUCUUUUGCUACUUUAUGUACGAUAGAUCUUGUUCUUCUAACAAAGGUCACUCCAUAUUUCGGAGUAUUUCCGAUGAUUAAA
Messenger RNA from Zingiber officinale, 3637 nucleotides. RefSeq names its product pumilio homolog 4-like. Lineage: Eukaryota; Viridiplantae; Streptophyta; Magnoliopsida; Zingiberales; Zingiberaceae. Gene Ontology annotation, cellular component: cytoplasm. Bases 186 to 3125 code for a protein of 979 amino acids. Gene Ontology annotation, biological process: post-transcriptional regulation of gene expression. The record is from RefSeq and is a predicted model, not a curated record. Gene Ontology annotation, molecular function: mRNA binding. The transcript is spliced from 11 exons.